Globicephala melas (long-finned pilot whale) is the source of this 10701-nucleotide messenger RNA. It is a transcript of the gene TNS1, whose product is annotated as tensin 1. Gene Ontology annotation, cellular component: focal adhesion. Gene Ontology annotation, biological process: fibroblast migration. The record is from RefSeq and is a predicted model, not a curated record. Gene Ontology annotation, molecular function: protein binding. Lineage: Eukaryota; Metazoa; Chordata; Mammalia; Artiodactyla; Delphinidae.
GCCUCGGGGGCCCCGUCGAGCUCCUCCCGCUAGAGGGGCCGGGAUACUCGGACUGCUCCUGCGGGGCUGAGCAUCCGGGAGACCACGGGGCGGGUCUCUCGCCUUCCGCCUCACCACCUCCCCGGAGCAGCCGGUCCUGUUUCCGACCCUUGCGCCCGGGGCGCGCACGUCGGGGUUAAACAUGACUCAGAUGAGCUGGUGCUUCUCCUGCGUGAUUCGAUGGAGCAAGUACCUCUUCUCCUGCUUCCUGCCCCUGCGCUUCUGCCUCCGCAGACAGCCAGAGGACCUGGAGGCCCCCAAGACUCACCACUUCAAGGUGAAGACCUUCAAGAAGGUGAAGCCCUGUGGGAUCUGCCGACAGGUCAUCACCCGGGAGGGUUGCACCUGCAAAGUCUGCAGCUUCUCCUGUCAUCGGAAAUGCCAGGCCAAGGUGGCUGCUCCCUGCGUUCCUCCAUCCAGCCAUGAACUGGUGCCCGUCAACACUGAAACUGCUCCAAAGAAUGUAGUGGACACGGGAGAAGGAGCCUUCCGGGGUGGAAACACGCGGAAAAGCCUUGAGGAAGAUAGCUCCACCAGAGUCACGCCAAGUGUCCAGCCCGAUCCCCAGCCCAUCAGAAACAUGAGUGUGAGCCGGGUCACGGAGGACAGCUGUGAGCUGGACCUGGUGUAUGUCACUGAGAGGAUCAUCGCCGUCUCCUUCCCCAGCACAGCCAAUGAGGAGAACUUCCGGAGCAACCUCCGUGAGGUGGCCCAGAUGCUCAAGUCCAAACAUGGAGGCAACUACCUGCUUUUCAACCUCUCUGAGCGGAGACCUGACAUCACGAAGCUCCACGCCAAGGUACUGGAAUUUGGCUGGCCCGACCUCCACACCCCAGCCCUGGAGAAGAUCUGCAGUGUCUGCAAGGCCAUGGACACUUGGCUCAACGCAGAUCCCCACAAUGUUGUCGUUUUACACAACAAGGGAAACCGAGGCAGGAUAGGUGUUGUGAUCGCGGCUUACAUGCACUACAGCAACAUUUCUGCCAGUGCCGACCAGGCCCUGGACCGCUUUGCAAUGAAGCGGUUCUACGAGGAUAAGAUUGUACCCAUUGGCCAGCCAUCCCAGAGGAGGUACGUGCAUUAUUUCAGCGGCCUGCUCUCUGGCUCCAUCAAAAUGAACAACAAGCCCUUGUUUCUGCACCACGUGAUCAUGCACGGCAUCCCCAACUUUGAGUCUAAAGGAGGGUGUCGGCCAUUUCUCCGGAUCUACCAGGCCAUGCAACCUGUUUACACUUCUGGUAUCUACAACGUCCAGGGAGACAGCCAGACCAGCAUCUGCAUCACCAUCGAGCCUGGGCUGCUCUUGAAGGGAGACAUCUUGCUGAAGUGUUACCACAAGAAGUUCCGGAGCCCAGCCCAAGACGUCAUCUUCCGCGUGCAGUUCCAUACCUGCGCCAUCCAUGACCUGGGGGUUGUCUUUGGGAAGGAGGACCUCGAUGAUGCCUUCAAAGAUGAUCGAUUUCCAGAAUAUGGCAAAGUUGAAUUUGUGUUUUCCUAUGGACCAGAGAAAAUUCAAGGCAUGGAACACCUGGAGAACGGGCCGAGCGUGUCCGUGGACUAUAACACCUCCGACCCCCUCAUCCGCUGGGAUUCCUAUGACAACUUCAAUGGGCAUCAAGAUGAUGGCAUGGAGGAGGUUGUGGGCCACACGCAGGGACCCCUGGACGGGAGCCUGUACGCCAAGGUGAAGAAGAAGGACUCCCUGCACGGCAGCACCGGGGCCGUCAACGCCACGCGGCCUGCUCUGUCGGCUACCCCCAACCACGUGGAGCACACCCUCUCCGUGAGCAGCGACUCGGGCAACUCCACAGCCUCCACCAAGACAGACAAGACCGAUGAACCUGCCCCCGGCCCCUCCAGCGCCCCUGCUUCCCUGAGUCCCGAGGAGAAGCGUGAGCUGGACCGCCUGCUCAGCGGCUUUGGCUUGGAGCGAGAGAAGCAAGGCACCAUGUACCACACGCAGCAUCUCCGGUCCCGCCUGGCGGGGGGCCCUGCUGCUCCCUCCUCCGGCCGCCAUGUCGUCCCGGCCCAGGUUCACGUCAAUGGCAGGGCCUCGGCAUCUGAGCGGGAGACAGACAUCCUGGAUGAUGAGCUGCCCAACCAGGAUGGGCACAGCGUGGGCAGCAUGGGCACACUGUCCUCCCUGGAUGGGGUCACUAACACCAGUGAGGGGGGCUACCCGGAGGCCCUGUCUCCACUGACCAACGGUCUGGACAAGCCCUACCCCGUGGAACCUAUAGUCAAUGGCGGGGGAUACCCCUAUGAGUCUGCCAGCCGGGCAGUGCCUGCCCAAGCUGGCCACCCUGCCCCCAUGCGACCCUCCUACUCUGCACAGGAGAGUUUAGCUGGCUACCAGCGGGAGGGGCCCCACCCAGCCUGGCCACAGUCAAUGACCACCUCCCACUAUGGCCAUGACCCCAGCGGUAUGUUCCGCUCUCAGUCCUUUCCGGAAACCAAGCCCCAGCUGCCCCCAGCUCCAGCCCGGGGCGGGAGCAGCCGGGAGGCUGUGCAGAGGGGCCUGAAUUCCUGGCAGCCUCAGCCACCUCCUCGCCAGCAGGAAAGAGCCCACUUGGAGAGCCUCGGGCUCAGCAGGCCCAGUCCCCAGCCAUUGGCAGAGCCCCCCAUGCCUGGCCUUCCCGAGUUCCCGCGGGCGGCCUCCCAGCAGGAGAUCGAGCAGUCCAUCGAAGCCCUCAAUAUGCUGAUGCUGGACCUGGAGCCAGCCACAGCGGCCGCCCCACUGCACAAGUCCCAGAGUGUCCCUGGGGCCUGGCCCGGCGCUUCCCCGCUCUCCUCCCAGCCCCUCUCUGGCUCUUCCUCCCAGUCCCAUCCACUGACCCAGUCCAGAUCUGGCUACAUCCCCAGUGGGCAUUCCUUGGGCACUCCUGAGCCUGCUCCCCGGGCCUCCCUGGAGUCUGUCCCUCCUGGCAGGCCUUACUCACCUUAUGAUUAUCAGCCAUGUCUAACGGGGCCCAACCAGAGUUACCGUCCAAAGAGCCCAGCUGCCUCCUCCUCGUCUGCCUUCCUUCCAAACACCCAGAGCUCUCCGGGUCCUCAGCUGCCCCCAGUCUCUCUCCCUGGCCUCACCACUCAGCCUCAGCUUCCACCGAAGGAGGUGACUUCAGACCCAUCCCGAACCCCAGAGGAAGAGCCAUUGAACCUGGAGGGGCUUGUGGCCCACCGGGUAGCAGGGGUGCAAGCUCGGGAGAAACAGCCUGCAGAGCCCCCAGCACCUCUCCGGAGGCGGGCAGCCAGCGAUGGGCAGUACGAGAACCAGUCGCCAGAACCUGCAUCACCCCGUAGUCCUGGGGUUCGCUCCCCUGUCCAGUGCGUCUCCCCAGAGCUGGCUCUCACCAUCGCUCUCAAUCCUGGAGGGCGGCCCAAAGAGCCCCAUCUGCACAGCUACAAGGAGGCCUUUGAGGAGAUGGAGAGAACCUCCCCGACCAGCCCACCGUCCAGUGGGGUGCGCUCCCCUCCAGGUCUGGCCAAGACACCUCUGUCUGCUCUGGGCCUGAAGCCCCAUAACCCAGCCAGCAUCCUGCUGCACCCCACCGGCGACGAGGAUGAGGGGAAGGUGGUGAGAGAGCUUUCGGAAGAGCCCCGGAGCUAUGUGGAGUCGGUGGUGCGGACGGCAGUGGCUGGUCCCCGGACUCAGGAUCCUGAGCCCAAGAGCUUUAGCGCCCCGGUUGCCCAGGCCUAUGGCCGCGAGACACCCCUGAGGAACGGGACCCUGGGAGGCUCCUUUGUCUCCCCCAGCCCCCUUUCCACCAGCAGCCCCAUCCUCAGCGCUGACAGCACUUCAGUGGGGAGUUUCCCAUCAGGGGAGAGCAGCGACCAGGGCCCGCGGACACCCACCCAGCCUCUGCUGGAUUCUGGCUUCCGCUCCGGCAGCCUGGGCCAGCCCAGCCCUUCGGCUCAGAGAAGCUACCAGAGCUCUUCUCCUCUCCCGACUGCGGGCAGCAUCUACAGCAGCCCCGACUACUCACUGCAGCCGUUCAGCUCCCUGGAAAGCCAGGCCCGGUCUCAGUUCGGUGUGGCGGGUGUCCACAUGGUACCUGGGAGCCCUCAGGCACGGCACAGGACAGUGGGCACCAACACUCCCUCUAGUCCUGGCUUUGUCCGCCGGGCCGUGAAUCCCGCCAUGGCUGCCCCCAGCAGCCCCAGUUUGACCCACCGCCAGGUGAUGGGUCCACCCGGAACUGGUUUCCAUGGUAACACAGUCUCCAGCCCCCAGAGCAGUGCAGCAACCACUCCGGGAAGCCCCAGCCUGGGUCGGCACCCUGGGGCCCACCAGGUUUCAAGCCUCCAUGGCAAUGUGGCCACCACUCCAGGGAGCCCCAGCCUGGGCCGGCACCCUGGGGCCCACCAAGGCAACCUGGCCUCCAGUCUCCAUGGCAACGCAGUAGCCAGCCCCGGAAGCCCCAGCCUGGGCCGUCACUUGGGAGGGUCUGGAUCUGUGGUUUCCGGCAGCCCCAGCUUGGACCAGCAGGUGGCCUAUGGUGGCUACUCCACUCCUGAGGACCGGAGACCCACGUUAUCCCGACAGAGCAGCGCCUCGGGCUACCAGGCCCCUUCCACGCCCUCCUUUCCUGUGUCCCCUGCCUACUACCCCGGCCUGAGCAACCCCGCCGCCUCCCCCUCGCCAGAUUCAGCAGCCUUCCGGCAAGGGAGCCCAACACCGGCCUUGCCAGAGAAGAGGAGGAUGUCCAUGGGAGACCGAGCGGGCAGCCUCCCCAACUAUGCCACCGUCAACGGGAAGGUGUCCUCCUCGCCUGUCGCCAGUGGCAUGUCCAGUCCCAGCGGGGGCAGCGCCGUCUCCUUCUCCCACACUCUGCCCGACUUCUCCAAGUACUCCAUGCCAGACAACAGCCCUGAGACGCGGGCAAAAGUGAAAUUUGUCCAGGACACUUCCAAGUAUUGGUACAAGCCCGAGAUCUCCAGAGAGCAGGCCAUAGCCCUCCUCAAGGACCAGGAGCCAGGGGCUUUCAUCAUCCGAGACAGCCACUCCUUCCGAGGAGCCUAUGGGCUGGCCAUGAAGGUGUCUUCGCCCCCUCCGACCAUCAUGCAGCAGAAUAAAAAAGGGGACAUGACCCAUGAGCUCGUGAGGCAUUUCCUGAUAGAGACGAGCCCCAGAGGAGUCAAGCUCAAGGGCUGCCCCAACGAGCCAAACUUCGGAUCUCUGUCUGCCCUGGUCUACCAGCACUCCAUCAUCCCGCUGGCUCUGCCCUGUAAGCUGGUCAUUCCAAACCGAGACCCCACAGAUGAAUCAAAAGAUAGCUCGGGCCCUGCCAACUCAACCACUGACCUGCUGAAGCAAGGGGCAGCCUGCAACGUGCUCUUCAUAAACUCUGUGGACAUGGAGUCACUCACUGGGCCACAGGCCAUCUCCAAAGCCACUUCUGAGACACUGGCUACUGACCCCACGCCGGCUGCCACCAUCGUCCACUUCAAAGUUUCUGCCCAGGGAAUCACACUGACUGACAACCAGAGAAAGCUCUUCUUCAGACGCCACUACCCCCUCAACACCAUCACCUUCUGUGACCUGGAUCCACAGGAGAGGAAGUGGAUGAAGACGGAGGGAGGUUCCCCUGCUAAGCUCUUCGGCUUUGUGGCCCGGAAACAGGGCAGCACCACGGACAACGCCUGCCACCUCUUUGCUGAGCUUGACCCCAACCAGCCGGCCUCCGCCAUCGUCAACUUUGUCUCCAAGGUCAUGCUGAGUGCCGGCCAGAAGAGAUGAACUCCCCCCUCCCCUUGCCCGGGGCCGGGGCAGUGGGGAUGGGUAUGUGGGGAAGGGACCUGUGCAUCCUGACCAUCCUUGAAUCCAGAAGGAGGAAUUUGGGCCAAUUUUGGAGAAGGAGAGAAGAAAGUGUCAUGUGGGGAGAGGGAAGUGAAUUGAGCGGGGAGGGGGAGAGAGAGAGAAAGAAGGAAAAAGAUGGAGGAGAAUAACUCGGAUUCCCCCGGGGAGAUGGAUACUGCAAAACCCCCAGAGCCUCCCAAACUAACCAGGUCCACCUAACUCCCCCUCCACCCUCCGAGAGGAUGGAACUCCUCAAGAGAGGCAGAAUGAACCUCUCUGGAGAUCCACAUUUUGGGGGGAAAUGGAAAAGCUCUUUCUUCCUAACCCAACUGCUUUGCAAGGAGAAGAAAUCCUAUCAAGAGAAUCUUUUUCUGUCCACCUCUAGGGUAGAUCACCAAACCAAAAAGAGCCACCAUGAGACAUCCAGUGGCGGAACUUUUGCUUUUGAAAGUAUCUCGGACCUGAGGCCCCUAAGGUCUCUUUUCUCUGCCUCUGAUGUACAGUUUGUGGGUGUCUUUAUGGGGUGUAUAUAUGGCCACACCCACAUCCUCACACACUGAUUUCUGUUUGCCUCUCAGCUUGAAGUAGAAACAGGUAUACUUGUCCGUGUCCCCUGUGUUUGCACACACAAGUGCAUACUGUCCAAAGAAAGUUAGAGUCGGGGGUGACAGGGCAGCAGGGAGUGGGCAUAAGCCCCCUUCCCCAGGAACACCCAGGAUUGUGGGUAAUGGACGCUCUCUUGGUCCCUGCACCUGCUCUAACAGCCUUGGGUGCCGCCAACCCCUUCUCCUCGACGGAGACCCCCACGGAGUGGGUCUGGCCACGCUGCAACGUUACCCCUGAUCUGCCUCCACCAGGAAGCUGGAGCAUUGGUUUGAGGAGAUGGGGACUUGUGCGUCCGGAGCUCUGGGGAAGAGAUCCCUCAGGAAGGGAGGCUGCUGAGCUCUAGGCACCUUCCCCGAGGCGUGUGGCCCAGCCUCGGGGUGGGCAGGUGGCUCCCGCCAGCUCCCAGCCCUCAGCCCCUUCUUGGGUUUCGUGCCCCAGACCAGCCUUUCUCAGACUUGCUUAUGUGCAUGUUGCCUUUUUGGGUGCUGGUGAUUGAGCCUUCCCGCUCUGCCCUGCCCUGUUCUGUCCUGCAGGGUCCCCACGUGGGGGCUCAUCCUGGGAACCUGCUUCUAUAAGCCCUGCUCCGCAAGGUCCAGGAGAGACCCCUGCAGUUCCUGUGCUCCCUCUGCAAGGGAUCGGGGGUCUGACUUUUGCUGGACCGCCCAGGGGAGCUGGUCAGCUCUGGGGGAGGCUGCCUGCACACCACAUGGCCUGCCUGCGAUACCAAAGCCUUGCCCUUCCCCCUUCUGCCUUGGUUUCCCCCCGGAGCCCAGCUGCCGCGGAGCAGAGGGCAGAAGGCGCACAUUUAGGCCGAAGGGCUGAGAGUCCAGCUGGGCGCCUGGGCGCUCCCUGACCACCACCCAAGUGCUCUAAGCCAGACGGGGAAUCCAGCAGGACUCCAUCCCUGAGUAGCUUCUUAAGCCUCUGGGUUCCCUAGAGAGAGGCAUUGUACUGAUAUAUAAAUAUAUAUAAUAUAUAUGUGAGACAUACUGACAGAAUCUGUAAGCUAAUGAAAUAUAAGAAAAGGUUAAAAAAAAAAAGAAUAGGUAAAUUGACAAGAAGUAUUUAUUAUUUCCCCAUCUAGCUUUAUUGCCUCCCUGGCAUAAUCCAGUCCCCAUCCCUCUCUGUACCUAUAAGUGAAGCCUGAAAGGUAGGGGCCUUUAUCCUUGGAGCAAUCAGGGGUCUCCUUGCCCUGGCCUUGGCCUUCCCUAGACUCUGACUAGGGCUCAGUGGGGAGGGGGUGCACAUGUUCCAUCCCCUUCACCCCCCUUAUUUUUGGCAAGCUGGGCCCGGCUGUCAGCUCCCAGAGAUGAGGGCUCAGCAGCCCACCUCCCUGCAGGCCCGAGCGGGUGUGUGAGCCUGCAGGGGACACGGGUGUGUGUGGUGGGUGUGGGUGACGUGUGCGUCUUGUAUUUUUUUUUCUCUUCCAAGAAGCUGUAUCUGUGUGGAUGUUCUGUUUCAGGGAGUUGGAAAGGAGAGCGUCUGAAGAUGGUGGGGAGUAGCCCCCUGCUUCCCAAAGAUUGAAACCUUGUUCUUGGUGACCAAGACUCCCCCAAAGGGCUCUUCCUUCUGAGGCUUUCAAGCCAGACACCGCGGUUUCCCCUCUCUCAUUCCCUACCUAACCCCAACUCUCUUCCCAGACAGAAGAGGAUAUUCCGCCUCUUCCUUUGUAAAUAUCUUGAUCUCCCACUGGACAGCCCGGGAACUCUCUCCUCCUGGUCUGCACGGCCGGGAGGAACAUCAGACCCUUCAUGUGAGUCUGGGGUCAGCCUUCACACGUGCUUUCCCACCGCCCACCAGCAGCCCACCCCACUCAGGCCUGAGCCGUGUGUGACUCUGGGAAGGACUCGAGAUGCUGGGGAGCUGAUCAACUCCCCCGACCCAACAUCCUUCUGGAAAGAGUCAGUUUCCGAGAGUGUGGCCUGUCCAGAAGAACGAUGGGGAAGGGUACCCCGAUCUCCACCGUGGUCUCACCUUUGGGUCAGACACUGCUUGGGAUAACCCUCCCGUGUCUCACAGGUUAGGCCCGUGCACCUUGCGCACGUGCGCACACACACACACACAACCACAGCACUGCAGUACGUUCUUGCCAAAGAUUUCCUUUAAAAGAAAGCACUUUUAAUAAUUAUUGUUGUUAUUGUGAGAAUGUUUAUCCUUGUUUCUCCCCAUCCCUUUCCCCAACCUUUUUUGCUGUUGUUUAUUGUUGAAUCUGUUUGUCAGCCAGGAGAGUGCCGUCUGGUCUUGAAAGUGGGCUGGGGAGUGGGGGAUGGGAAAGGGUCUGGGAGGAGUUGGCAAGAGAGCGCCGGAGGCUGGAGAGGCCUGGUCAGCUCGUGAUGCAGGGAUGCAGACCCCGGGCAAGCUCAGGCCCCAGCCCCAGGCCCAGCCUGUGUCUUGCUGUGCAUCCAGGCCUCUGAGGCAGCCGAGGCCUUACCGGAGCUGCCCUGUACGGUGUCUGGAGGAAACAGGGGGCAGGGAAGUGACAGCCCUCCAAUUCAGCAGGGAGAGAGGCCCAGCAAGGUCCCCGUGGCCCUUCCCAGAUGGAGCGAGAGGGGAGGACUGAGCAUGGGAAUAGUGGAGAGGUGAGCCCAGAGGGGAAAUGGGGAGGAAGGGAACAGUUGGAUGGAGUUCCAGGGCUGAGCGGAUGCCUCUGCCCUGCGAUCGUGGUGUUCUGGCUCCCUCCUCCAGCCAGGUGUUCCAGGGACAGAGACAUUGCGUCCUAGGCUUGGGAAAGGCCCUUUGACCCAGGUCCUCAUCGGAGCCUCUUCCGCAGCAGCUCCAAAUGCUUGCGGACUGCCAGGAUGCGUUCUUCCCUGGCAGGGUUUUGAGGGAUCCCUGGGUGUGUCAGAGACAGGCAGGAUAGGGGUGGGGGGACCUGGUGGCUCUGUGAUCGUAAGAGGGAGCCCAAGGGGCACGUGCGAUUCUCUGCAAAGGGGCUCCCGAGGGAGAUGAGCCGAACAUCCUUCUGCCCACUCGGGUGGGCCGAGCAGAGGUUGGGCAGGCCCCUGGUGCCACCCAGGGGCCUGUGGACGAGUCUGUGUGUGGAACAGUGUCCGUGGCCCCCUCCCUGGGACGUUCGUUCAUCACCCCCGCCUCCCGGCUCUUCUCCCCCGCUUUGGUCUUUCCCAGCUUCAGGAUCUGGAUCUGGGGGGGGAUCAAGGAGGCCGAUGCCCUUUCCAAGGGCUGCCUCCUGCCCCUACAUCUCCCCAUCCUCGGGAUCCUUGGAGAUGCUGGGGGCAGAGUCCUGGGGCUACUCUUCACCCGGGUCGAGGCCCCGGAAUCCCGAGACUGGAGUGCCCUGGCCAGUGGUAACACAGAACGUGUGCGCGCGCGUGUGCAAGUGUGGGUGUAUGUGUGUGCGUUUUUUGCUUGUCUCUUUAGGGAACUUAGGAGUCGGGUCGGAGGUGGUUGGCAAUGGGAUGUCAAGUUCACUAUCACCCAGCGGCGGAAGGAAUCAGGAGGCAGGGCUCGUAGGGCCCCUGAUUGGGGGAAUCUCAGUGUCGGUGAGGGUGGGAUCAACCACACGGGGUGGCGCUCCUCUGUCCUCAGAUGUUGAAGUGUUGGAGGACCUCUGUUUAUUUCCCACGCUUGGACUUUUCCCAGCUGCGAGGUAAUUGUAGAGGGAUAGCCCACUUUUGUUUCUAACAGUUUUCCACAGCUUGACACUCUCCUGCGUGUCCACGUGUGGCUCAUGUGUGUGACAGGGCACAUCUGUGCGUGCAUGCUGUGUUUCCCCACCUUUCCCCUCUCUGACAUGUCAUUCAAAACAAAUGUAAGAAACUCCUCACUCCAUCCCCUCCUGCCUCCCAGACCCUAUGCAGGAAAAACCGAGUAACCCAGCAUCCUCCAGAUGCCCUGGCUGUGUAUUUAUAUAGAUGGAAAUAUACUUUCUAUUUUGUAUCAUCGUGCCUAUAAUCUCUGUCACCUUGUAUAAACCCUGAUGUAUGCUACUUACCCUGGAUAUGAAUGUAUUGUACACUGAUGCUGUCCCACUCCUGUACAGCUGCUUUGUUUCUUUGCAAUCCAUGGUAUGGCUUUAUAAAUGAUAAAGUGAAAGAAAAAUCUGUGCCGUUAACUAGCUGUGUUGUUUGGAAAGGGGAUAUGUCAGGUCUCCAGUGGGUAAAAAGGGGCCUCACCCAGGCUCCGGAUAUGUGGUGGGCUUCAGGGAUGCCGGUGGCAGACGACUCACCCCAAAUCCUCCCAGGGCUUCCCUACCAUCCGGGUCUUGGGUCUGCUUACAAUGAGUUUUUCAUCUGGACUGU